CUGUGGCUUAUGAAUAUUACCAUAACACCGACCAGCAGCCAUACACAGGCCUGGUAACGUGUUGUGUUUGCUGACAGUAGUUGAGGAGGUACGAGUCGGGGGUUACACGAGAUCAUAACGGUCCUCAAGACCACAGCAAAGUUUUUGAAGAUAGACUAUGCGAGAAGAGGACUCCUCCCCAAUGGACAGUGCGGGGAACAGUGAGGAGGAGACGGACCGUCAGCUGCCGAGAAGAGGCGCAAGGAAGCGCCGGGCAACCCGGAGGAGCGCGGACGAGGAGGAGGAAGGGGACGUGGAGAGUCCGAGCCCCGGGAAAAAGAAAUGCAGGAAGAUCUGUGACGGUGGAGGCAGUGGCAGCGCCGGGAGUGGCGGCAGUGAAGCCAGCAGCAGCCCGGCGCGCUCCUUCGAUGACCUCCAGACACAGCGAGUGAUGGCCAACAUCCGCGAGAGGCAACGGACGCAGUCUCUCAAUGAAGCUUUCACGUCGUUACGUAAGAUCAUUCCCACCCUCCCGUCGGACAAACUCAGCAAAAUACAGACGCUGAAGCUGGCGGCUCGGUACAUCGAUUUUCUAUGCCAGGUUCUGCAGAGCGAUGAGCUGGACGCGAGAGGGUCCAGCUGCAGCUACGUGGCGCACGAGCGUUUGAGCUACGCGUUCUCGGUCUGGAGGAUGGGGGGCGCAUGGUCUCUGUCUACUACGUCCCACUAGCCCGGCUGAUAGGGUUGGAACACCAAGAUUAUCCAGACUGAAGAACCGGUGGAUCAGUCCAAAUCUUCUGAUAGACUGAAACAGGUCAAACACAGUUGAGGCCCAGGCCCAGUCAGCCACUGCGCCUCAGGCCUCAGAGGAGAGCGGGCUUUUCAUAUUUUUCCCAUUGCAUGGACUGAAACAUUUGCAAGGGAGCACUUAGGAGAGGACAAAUAUGAAGAAAGGAGAAGAAAGACCACUGCGACUAUGAAUGUUGUAAAAACAAGAGAGGACUCUGUGGAACUGCUAUAUUUUGAACCAUGAGAGAAACAUGACAAUCCAUUCCACACAUUCCCUGUGACAGCGUCUCACAGCAAAUGAAGUAUUUUGUAUUUAUUUUUCUACACAACUUUGAAAUUCUUUCCCACUCCAAUAAAAAGAUAUUUAUUGUGGGAUAUCAUGGAAUGCUAAAUGGAUCUGGAGUCUGCUCAUUUUGAGUGUUGUAAAUAUAUAUUGUGAUGUCUUGAAUAAACAGAAUGGAUGUAUUUUAAACCUC
This is a messenger RNA of Sphaeramia orbicularis (orbiculate cardinalfish), 1244 nucleotides long. RefSeq names its product twist family bHLH transcription factor 1a (gene twist1a). The coding region runs from base 158 to 709 and encodes 183 amino acids. The transcript has 2 exons. Gene Ontology annotation, molecular function: DNA-binding transcription factor activity, RNA polymerase II-specific; RNA polymerase II transcription regulatory region sequence-specific DNA binding; protein dimerization activity. The record is from RefSeq and is a predicted model, not a curated record. NCBI's taxonomy places the organism in Eukaryota, Metazoa, Chordata, Actinopteri, Kurtiformes, Apogonidae. Gene Ontology annotation, biological process: developmental process; regulation of transcription by RNA polymerase II.